UUUCUCAGUAUUGUUGCGGUGCUCGCAAGGUUCGCAGGUUUGGUGCGGACUGCCUAACGCCCUUUUUUCUGCCCCACACCCGCCCCCCUCCAUCCGGUGCACCUUACCACGUACAGCUCACGGUGCUUCCGGCGCCGAGUCGGAGGGCCAAAUUUGUUGAUCUAAUUGUUCAUUCGUUCGUUUUGGUUUGGUGAACAUAUAGCCCCGAACAGUGAUGUGUGUGUGUGUUUUUUUUUUCUUCUAUCGUAAACACCAACGGCUAGAGUGAUCGAGCGAGCAGUUUGACCAAGAUCGUCCACCUGACACUGACCCUUACGCAUCUGUGUACACGGGGUGUUUGCCUUCGUGUCAGCGACGCACCUGUUCCGAUACUACGCGCAGUUAUUCCAAGGAGGACAUCUAACAGCGGAAUAAGAUUCGCAUCUGCUCAGCUGCUGGCUAAUCGCGGUGCAGUUGAUCUCAGUAUAAUCGGGUCAGCGCAAAAAGAAUGUGGUGCACCAGCUCCAGACGGAAACGAUGAAAUUGAAUUCGCUAGCAGGGUUGAACUGAUUAUUUUUCACCCAGUGUGUAAAGUCUGUGAUAGUUUUACAAAAGCUCCGUUCUGUUCAAUCUUUAGCAACAUCAGUAUCCGAGUGCCACCAAAUGAUUGUAUUAGUAGUGCAAUAGUGUUAGAAAGUGAACCUUAUUCCACCACUUGUGUUGUGUAAAGUUUUGGUGUUAAUUUGUUGUGCGUUCAGAAAAGGCGAAUGGUACGUUUACUUGUAGUCGGUAGCUUGAACCAAGCGUAAGAAGAAGCAAACAUGUGCUGCAAAUGUAUUUUUAGCUGCUGGGAAGACUUUUACUGGAAUUGUAUUGAGGAAAAAUUCUGCUUCGACGAAUCACUCGUUAACUACGAUCCGGACGAGGAUGAGCAUGCGGCCAAGAACAAGAACAAAAACGGGUACUACGGCAGCCCGGCGGGCGACUCGGGCGAAAACAACAAUGCACCAAUCUGCCGGCAGCCGGGCGUUUCGUCCGGCUUAAGCAUUCCUCGCAACAUGUCGAUGAGCUCAAAAAUACACGAGGACGACCUGCGGCGUGAAAUUCAAACCAACGUUCCAAUGCUGGCACCGGAAGUGAUGGCCAUCUUUGCUAAUUCGCAAAUUUUCCAAUCCAGCGCACCGCCGAAGCAGCCGACGUCCAAAGCGACCUCGCCGGCGUCGGUGAAGUUUGCCAUUUCCGAUUCCGGUUCACCGAUCGAGGUGACGCCGGUGGGGGCGUCCACUGCGGGCAACCGUACCGCCGGCGAGAGCGAACAGUCGGCCGCGCCGGCACUGCACCAGGACGGUGCCGAAGGUCGGGAGCUCAGCUCCGACAAGCUUCUCCAGCGGCUCGAAGGUAGCAGCGGCAAUACGCUCGACGAACGGGACAGCCGUAUCGUCGUUAUACCGGCCAUCGUCGAGGAGGACGAUGGUUCCGACGAGGGAUGGCACGAUUCGGAAGUUGUCCUGCGACCGCCCCGCAACUUCUCCGAGCUUAGCCUGUCGAAAUCGAUACCGAGCAACAAAACGAUCAGCCAUCUGCAGGCCGACCUGCCCUACUUUUCGAUCCGUCCGGCCAGCGAAAACGACAUCUUCACGAUAUCGUCCGGCGGGGGAGGUGCUGGCGGUGCUGGAGGUGUCGGCAGUGGUGGUGGUGCUAGUGGUGGUGCCGGUGGUAGCACGUACAACUCCAUCAGCAUGACCCCGGAGGUGCCGGCCAUCUCGUACUCGAACCUGCCGAAGAACUACCUCGAGACGCCGGUGAUCGAGAAGUACCGGGAGUCGGUCAGCCUGUACUCCAUCCAGACGGCCGGCAUCAAUCGACAGUCGCAGACGGACGAUCUGUCGAUGCCACGGUACUACGGCAAGUCCGACCUGUUCGUGUCCGGCAUCGAUCGGGCGAACAGUCGCAGCGCUGAUGCGGUGGAGAUGGGCCGAUCGGACGAUGGCAGCGGUUCGCUUACGUUUAGCAGCAGCUCGCUGGCCAAGGGUGGUGGCCGGUCGCGCAAUGUGGAGCGCAGCAAGCGGCUGAUGAAUCUGCGCACCGCUUUGCCACCGCUUAAUUUGGGCCUGGUCCGCGGCAGCUCGGCAUCGAAUUUGCGCGAUCGGCGCGAGGAUCGGGAAUCGCGCGAACGUGACAAAUCGGAGAAGCGGAAGGAAGGGCUACGUGUUUAGGGCGCUGCUUAUCGUUGAAGGGGCAGUGUUUACUUAAAGGAGGGAGAGAAGGGAAGAAUUCCGUGUGCCACACAGUACAGUAUACGGUUUGGGGAAGGUGGUUUGUAGAGCCAGUCUCCAUCCAGGAUCAACAUUUGCUGCUUAACGAUUAGUUUUUUUUUAAAUGUGUUACAAGGAGGUAUGUUUUGUUGUUGUAGUUUUAUGAAUGAAAUGAAAGUUUAACUUAAAGGUAAAGCGGCGUAGCGAAGCCAUUCUCGUGUGGAGGGAGUUGCAAGCGAGAGAGACAAAAUGAAUUCCAGAGAGAUAAAAUUGUAAGAUACAUUUCAAUAAAUGCUGGUAUAAAAUACUACGAACGUUAGGUUAA
This is a messenger RNA of Anopheles arabiensis, 2559 nucleotides long. RefSeq lists its product as uncharacterized. NCBI's taxonomy places the organism in Eukaryota, Metazoa, Arthropoda, Insecta, Diptera, Culicidae. The transcript is spliced from 7 exons. The record is from RefSeq and is a predicted model, not a curated record. The coding region runs from base 801 to 2195 and encodes 464 amino acids.